Aedes aegypti (yellow fever mosquito) is the source of this 2344-nucleotide messenger RNA. Its product is annotated as T-box transcription factor TBX6. The record is from RefSeq and is a predicted model, not a curated record. Gene Ontology annotation, molecular function: RNA polymerase II cis-regulatory region sequence-specific DNA binding; DNA-binding transcription factor activity, RNA polymerase II-specific. Gene Ontology annotation, cellular component: nucleus. The coding region runs from base 750 to 2174 and encodes 474 amino acids. Lineage: Eukaryota; Metazoa; Arthropoda; Insecta; Diptera; Culicidae. Gene Ontology annotation, biological process: heart development; regulation of transcription by RNA polymerase II; cell fate specification. The transcript is spliced from 5 exons.
UUGUUAUUGUUGUGUUUUCUGCCUCUUUUUAGUAGGUUUUUUUUUGUGAUCCUCUCAUCGUCCAUCGUGGCAUGUCGUUGUAGUGCGGAGAGCGCGAGCAUUGUGCACAGCAAUGGAAGGCAAGUAAAGCUAUUUUAUUGGCGCAGCAGUUGCGAAGCGAUUUUUUCGCUGACUGGACGCGUGUUUGCAAAAGGGCGAAUAUACCGUCGCAUGUGAAUCGGGCGGGAACGAAUAAGAAUCGGUAGACGGGAAGGAAGAAAGCGAAGAAGAAAGCCGUACUCGGAUAGCGGUGCGAAUGAACUUGCGGCGGCACAACCUGAAGCUGAGAAGGCGUGGGUGUGUGUUGGGAAAAUAAACCAACGGGAAAAAAAAACAAUCGCGCACAGCAAUUGUUGCACGUCGCCAUCGUGUCGUAUUUGGUGUGAACAAUAUUGUGCUUCGGGUACAGCGUUGCGGUCCCUAUACGUAGCACGCGAGUGAUUGUCAGCGUGACAAAUGAUUAUUUCUGAAUUUUUAUGAAUUAAGUUUCUGGUGGCUCGGCGAAGUGGUGCGCGUAUGCUAGUGGAAGAAUUACCCAAUUAUCAUAAUAAUACUGUGAAUGAUUGAUCGUGAACAAGUGGAUUCACAGUCGUUAAGUUUUAUUAGUGUGAUCAAUUACAACGAGUUGUACGUGAUCCAGUGACAGGUGUGAAGAGCUGGCGAAAGGAUAGGCGGAUAGUAUUUGAUCAGUGGAUAAGGUGGACAUUGAAAUGACGGACAUGAUUGACCUAAGGAUGCAUCAACAUAUUGCUCACGAGAUCUACCGGCAGCAGAUGUUGCAAAGGAUUCCCGAUCCUUUUCCGUCGAUGUUGCCGGUUCCGGUGCCGCCGAUGCAUGCAAUGGCCCUUCCCCCGCGCUAUUCGCUGCCCGGCGUGGAGAUGAAACUGCAGAACAAGGACCUGUGGCGAGAGUUUCACAAGAUCGGCACCGAGAUGAUCAUCACCAAGUGCGGACGGCGAAUGUUUCCCUCGAUGCGCCUUACCGUGGACGGAUUGGACGCGGACACCAAUUACUGCGUGCUGCUCGAGAUGAUGCCCAUCAGCGACUGUCGGUUCAAGUUUAGCGGAUCCCAAUGGGUUCCGGCGGGUGGCGCCGAGCCACAAAGCCCGCAACGGUUCUGCCUUCAUCCGGACAGUCCCGCCCUCGGUACGCAUUGGGCCUCCCAGCCGAUUGUGUUCAACAAGGUGAAGCUCACCAAUAACACUUUGGACAACAAUGGACAUGUGGUGCUGACCAGCAUGCACAAGUAUCAGCCUCGAAUACACAUCAUCAGAACGGCGGACCCGUCGCAGAUUCCGUGGGCUGCCCAGCAAGCGUUUGUGUUUCCGGAGACGGAGUUUGUUGCUGUUACUGCUUAUCAGAACGAUCGAAUAACCAAACUGAAGAUCGAUAACAACCCGUUUGCCAAAGGAUUCCGCGAGACAGGCCAAUCCCGGUGCAAGAGGAAACUGGGCAGCAGCAGCGGCAGCAGCAAUACAUCAACGUCAUCCUCGUCGUCGUCGUUUUCGUCCUCGGGAACAUGUGGCCAAAUGACAGAUGACGAGGAUCGCAACGAUCUGCAACAGCUCCACGAGGCAAAGCGGAUCAGAUCAAACGAGCUGUCCGAGUCGAUGCCGAUGGAUCCCGGGCGGUUGUUGAUGGGCGGUGGACUCGAGAACGGAAUGGGACUGCAUAUGCAUCGAAGGUUUCCACCGGGAUCUACGGCGGCAGCUGCCGCCGCCAACGAACUACUGAUGCGUCAGUACAAUCAAAUGUUCAACCCGAGCUGGAUGGAUCUGAUGAUGCCGUAUUUUGCCCGGAAUCCUUAUCAUCCCCAUCACCCGGCGAUGGGACCUCAGCAAGUGCCCACUCAACUGGGACAUCCCUUCCUGCCGAUGGUGAAUCAUCCGAUGAAUCCUGUACCGGUGCCUCCGCAAAUAUCACCCACGGAGUCCAUUCCUGAGUCAGACCGAUCUUCGGCUUUCAGCGUGACGCAGCCGCUGAACUCGGAGGAUGUUGGUCCAGUCAGAUCGUCACCCGUUCCGGUGGUUGAUUCGCCAUCUUCCGGCGAGGCGCCACCCGACGAUCAAAGAGGAGAAGGAAACGAUGACAGUAAAAAGGUGAACUUCAGUAUUGCUUCCAUAUUGCUGCUGUAAAAGUAAUUACGUGUGAUUUAGAUUUGUGUAACUGAUGUAAUACUCUUGUGCGUGUAUAUAUUUAUGAAAAUCUCCUCGAACACCUCAUUAUCAAGUGCCUUUGCAUUUUACGUAAAAGUAUUGAGAUUGCGAAUAGGACUUAUUGCUUUGAAUAAAAAAAUAUUUGAUUC